AUGCAGCAGAGCUGGGCAGCAGGGCUGCUCCUCGCCGAGGUGGUGGUCCUCAUCGGGGGUCUUCAAGCAACCCAGUGGGCCUGUGGACAGCGUGGCCCUGGCCCCCCUGAGCCUCAGGAAGGCAGCACGGUGCCUGGCGAGUGGCCAUGGCAGGCCAGCAUCAGGCGGCAGGGACUCCAUGUCUGCAGUGGCUCCCUGGUGGCAGAUACCUGGGUCCUCACCGCUGCCCACUGCUUUGAGAAGGCAGCAGUGACAGAGCUGGACUCCUGGUCGGUGGUCCUGGGCUCCCUGCAGCAGGAGGGGCUAAGCCCAGGGGCUGAGGAGGUGGGCAUCGUGGCGUUGCAGCUGCCCGGGGACUACAACCACUACAGCCAGGGCUCAGACCUGGCCCUGCUGCAGCUCACCCGCCGCACCACCCUCACGCCCCUCUGCCUGCCUCGGCCCACCCAUCGCUUCCCCUUUGGGACCUCCUGCUGGGCCACUGGCUGGGAUCACAGCACCAGUGACACUAACAGGACCUUGCGGAACUUGCGCCUGCGCCUCAUCAGCCGGCCCACCUGUAACUGUCUCUACAACCGGCUGCACCAGCGGCCCCUGGCCAGCCCGGCCCGGCCCGGCAUGCUGUGUGGGGGUGCCCAGCCUGGGGUGCAGGGGCCCUGUCAGGGGGACUCCGGGGGUCCUGUGCUGUGUGCUGAGCCGGAUGGACACUGGGUCCAGGCUGGAAUUAUUAGUUUUGCAUCAAGCUGUGCCCAGGAAGACACACCGGUGUUGCUGACGGACACAGCUGCCCACAGCUAUUGGCUACAGGCUCAAGCUCAAGGUGCAGCCUUCCUGACCCAGAGUGCAGAGAUCCCAGAGAUGAGUGAUGAGGACAGCUGUGUAGCUUGUGGGUCUCUGAGGGGAGAAGGCCCACGGGCAGGCGCCCCCUCUCCAUGGCCCUGGGACGCCCGGCUGAAGCACCAGGGGAAGCUGGCCUGUGGUGGAGCCCUGGUGUCAGAGGAGGUGGUCCUGACUGCUGCCCACUGCUUCAUCGGGCGCCAGAGUCCAGAGGAGUGGAGUGUAGGGCUGGGGGCCGGCCCGGAGGAGCGUCACCUGAAGCAGCUCAUCUUGCACGGGGCCUAUACCCACCCAGAGGGGGGACAUGACGUGGCCCUCUUGAUACUGGCCCAACCCGUGACACUGGGUCCCAGCCUGCGGCCUCUCUGCCUGCCUUACGCCGACCACCACUUGCCUAAUGGGGAACGUGGCUGGGCCGUGGGGCUGGCACACCAAGGAUCAGAUGCCAGCCAUCUCCUGACAGUGCCCGUGACCCUCCUGGGCCCCAGGGCCUGUAAUCGGUUGCAUGCAGCCCCCAGGAGUGAUGGCAUCCCCAUUCUGCCUGAGAUGGUAUGCAGCAGUGCUGUGGGUGAGCUGCCCCGCUGUGAGGGCCUGUCUGGGGCACCACUGGUACACGAGGUGAGGGGCACAUGGUUCCUGGCCGGGCUCCACAGCUUUGGCGAUGCAUGCCAAGGCCCCACGAGCCCUGCAGUCUUCACAGCACUCCCAGCCUACGAGGACUGGGUUAGCAGCUUGGACUGGCAGGUCUACUUCUCCGAGGAGCCAGAGCCGGAGUCAGAGGCUGAGACCGGAAGCUGCCCUGCCAACAUGAGUACGCGGGCUAGGGGCAUCCCUGCCAAACCCCCCACUUAG
Molecule: messenger RNA, 1689 nt
Organism: Elephantulus edwardii (Cape elephant shrew)
Lineage: Eukaryota; Metazoa; Chordata; Mammalia; Macroscelidea; Macroscelididae
Gene: PRSS53
Product: protease, serine, 53
Exons: 10
Coding region: 1-1689 (562 amino acids)
Biological process (GO): proteolysis
Molecular function (GO): serine-type endopeptidase activity
Source: RefSeq, a predicted model, not a curated record